Conger conger (European conger) is the source of this 903-nucleotide messenger RNA. Its product is annotated as beta-2 adrenergic receptor-like. Gene Ontology annotation, biological process: G protein-coupled receptor signaling pathway. Bases 1 to 903 code for a protein of 300 amino acids. The record is from RefSeq and is a predicted model, not a curated record. Gene Ontology annotation, molecular function: G protein-coupled receptor activity. NCBI's taxonomy places the organism in Eukaryota, Metazoa, Chordata, Actinopteri, Anguilliformes, Congridae. The transcript has a single exon. Gene Ontology annotation, cellular component: membrane.
AUGUCUGCGGCGGUCGGCGGGGGCAGAAAUGCGUUGAAUGAAACAGGAACGGAUCUUUCGCCAGUAUUACCUCUCAAUAGCUUUGGGAAUGUAGUGAUAUUUCUCUUCAACAUAGUUUUGGCUUCUGCGAUAAUAAUUCUUAACCUUUCUGUAUUUCUUUCGAUUAUGAUUAACGACUCAUUACGCAGCCAAAACCAAUUUAUGUACAUGCUCAGUACUUGCAUCAGUGACAUCUGUUCGGGCGUUUCUUAUUACUAUGUCGGCGUACUUGACGUCAGAGACAGCCACGAUUCUCCGAAAAGAACGUACCACAUCGUACCGACAUUCCUGGGACUCUCUUUCAUGGCUAUUUUAGCGGCACAGGCUGACAGAUACCACGCCGUUACCGCCCCUUUCAAAUACUCCCAUAGAAUGACGCGCAACCGAACUAUUUUGGUUAUUUUGGCAUACUGGGUGUAUGCUUUCUUCAUCGUAGGGGUGAUCAAUCUGGUGACUCUAGGGGUAGCAAGACAGGUCACUGCCAUUGGUACGUUUGUGGGAAACUGUUUCACUGUUAUAAUAAUGAUAGGGCUCAACGUCAGGUUAUUCAUAAUCGCAAAGUACCAGCUAGAAAGGGAUCCACCGUCCGUGGAAAGAGAUUCCAAACGCUCCUCCAUUUACCUCAUCGUUUUGGUGGCUGUGUUCUUCCUAUGCGCCUGGUUGCCCAUAUUCAUUCACAUUAUAGUGUGCAGCUUUUUCGGAAGCACCUGCUACACGUUCAAAAACGAGGGCACGGACCCUAUGAGAAUGUUACCCCGGAUGAACGCAGUUUUGACGCCCGUGCUGUACAUUCGAGGCUGCACGCCACUGCGAGAGACGCUAUUUGGCAAAGUGUGGAAAAUGUGCAGCACAAAACGCAGGUAA